Messenger RNA from Necator americanus (New World hookworm), 243 nucleotides. RefSeq lists its product as uncharacterized. The transcript has a single exon. NCBI's taxonomy places the organism in Eukaryota, Metazoa, Nematoda, Chromadorea, Rhabditida, Ancylostomatidae. The coding region runs from base 1 to 243 and encodes 80 amino acids. The record is from RefSeq and is a predicted model, not a curated record.
AUGAGCAUCAGCCCGCCGAUUAAGUCAAGUAACUCAUUAUUAUUAUUAUUAUUAUUAUUAUUAUUAUUAUUAUUAUUAUUAUUAUUAUUAUUGUUAUUAUUAUUAUUAUUAUUAUUAUUAUUAUUAUUAUUAUUAUUAUUAUUAUUAUUAUUAUUAUUAUUAUUAUUAUUAUUAUUAUUAUUAUUAUUAUUAUUAUUAUUAUUAUUAAAGGUAGCAACAAUAAUCUACACAAAGAAAACAUAG